Molecule: messenger RNA, 3384 nt
Organism: Sparassis crispa
Lineage: Eukaryota; Fungi; Basidiomycota; Agaricomycetes; Polyporales; Sparassidaceae
Exons: 14
Coding region: 1-3384 (1127 amino acids)
Biological process (GO): cytoskeleton organization; small GTPase-mediated signal transduction
Cellular component (GO): division septum; plasma membrane; cytoplasm
Molecular function (GO): GTPase activator activity
Source: RefSeq, a predicted model, not a curated record
AUGGCCGUCUUGUCUCUCCCACUCACGUUUCAAAACUCCUUCUGGUCGCAGGACUACAGGACAGGGCUCGAGGUGCUCUAUACCCAGCUUGAGAAUGGCGUCGCAGAGAAUGCAGAGAUAGUGGCAUUUAUCAAGGCUCGGGCCAUCGCAGAGAGCGGGCUCGCGACCGCCUUGGCGAAUCCCGUUUCGAAAGGCUCGGCUUUCGCGCAAGAGGAUGGCGUGUCUCUCCAUUUAGCGUUCCGCGGGCUCCAGGAAGAGUCCGUUGCGCAAGGUAAGGCGCACGAGCUUCUAGCUAAAGAGCUGCGGACGUCAGUCGCGGAGCCCUUCGAAAAAUGGGCAACUGGUUACAAGGAGAGGCUCCGUGCGAGCAAGGGCAACGUCCUAGAGCACUGGAUGCUUGCGUACGAGUUCGCUCAAGGCGAUGUUGGUAAACUCAAAGACGACUAUCAUACGAAGACUCGUCGCGCAGACGAAGCUGAAGACGAUGUCCGAUUCGCUCCAGUCACCCAGCCACCUGGUGACAAGUACACAAUAUCCCCUAGUCUAGUGCCUAAAGACGUCCGCCCGCGCCGCAUGCCACAGCGCCAACCCACGGUGACCGAGCGCAUCUCAGCACGUUUCAAGGAGUUCCGCCUGGGCACCACGACCGCUCCUCAUACCGAUGAUGCACAACCCGAGGUACAGUUUGACGCCGACACUGAGGAGAAAGAGAAGAGCACGCCGAGAGUCGACAAAGGCAAGGGCCGUGCCAUCGAGGGCGCGGUAUCUCCCCCGUCAAUCGCGUCUCCGCCGCCCCUCUCCCCGCCGCUGCCGAAGCUCGUCACCGAUCCGGUGCCGCCGGCGCCAGCGCCCCCGAUGAUCCUCGCGGGGAUCUCUGUGCCUCCCGCAGACGUGUCUGCGCUGCUGAAGCGCGCGAAGGAGGAGCUGCCGCUGCGCGCGGUGCGCUUCCCGCUCCUCGGCGAAUACCAAGAAUGUUUCUCUGGCGAGGAGUUCGCGACGUGGCUGAAGGAGAACGUGGAGAGCUUCGGGGGCGAUCUCGACCGCGCCGCUUUUGCAGCACGGGAACUCACGGAGAAGUACAAGCUCCUGCGCAGGCUCGGCGAGCUCGGCAACGACUUCGAGAACGCGCCCGACGCGAUUUAUCAGUUCAGGUCGAAGGCGUUCGAUCUUGGCAGCGUCGCUGUCCCGGCGAAGCCGGAGCAGGCACUGUCGUCCCCACAGAAGGCGCUCUCUCCCUUAGCAGAAGAGGCGAAGCGCACGACUGCGUCCUUUGCAUCACUCGUAUCCAGAGCGUUGAACACGAAUCAGAAUGGUAAUGAGCCUUCCCACGUCAAGUUGCGCCGUGACGCCGAGGUCGCUGAUCGGGAGUACCGCAUCGCGAUACGCAAGCUGGACAGACAGAGACUUGCCCUCGAAGAGAGGAUCGAGGACACGCUGAAGACGUUGCAGAGGUGGGAGCUCGACCGCCUUCGUGCCGUUAAGACGGUUCUUCGGCAGUAUCACGACGCGGUUGCGUUGUUCGCCAAAGCCUAUGAACCCUCCCUCGAGCGGUCAGACACGCUUAUCGCCGCCUACCAGCCUGAGGCCGACAUCAAGGCGCUCAUCGAGCAGCACCGUACUGGACCGUUCCGUCCCACACCGCAAGUGUACGAAUCCGUGGCACACGACGAGUCGGACGUGGUGUUCGGUCUCGAUCUGCGACGGUGGGCCGACAGCGGCUACUGGCACGCGUCUCCGACGGCCGGCGAGGAGAAGAGGGACGAAGUUCCGCCCGUGCUCACCCUCCUGCUUGCCGCGUUGAACGAAGCGUAUCCCAAGUUGUCAAGCGAUAUCGAGAAAAGGAAGACCUGGAUCUAUGACGUCCCUCUCCCUGGGGUGCACCAUCUCCGGGAAACGCUGAACGCUGUCCCACCCGAACAACCGCUCCCGAACGAUGUACUGGGCAAGUACGAUGCCCCUGUGCUGGCUAGUGCCGUCAAAUUGUGGGCGCUGGAGCUCGAUCCUCCACUUGGAAUGUUCGAAGGAUGGGAUGAAUUCCGCAAGCUCUAUCCAACGGUUGGAUCAUACAAGGCCGAUGAGUCGCCUUCCAAUGAGCAGCACAUUCUGGAUGUGCAGAUUGCGUUGCAGAAGCUGCCCAAGAUUCACCUCUUGGUGCUCGAUACCAUUAUCAAACACCUCAAAGAUUUGAUCGACUCUACGGCUGAGGCGAACGGCGAAGACGCGAGGGAGGUCUAUGUCACAAAACUUGCCUUGACUAUGGGAAGAACGGUACUUAGGCCCAGGCAGGAGAAUGAAUUCUCCAUCCAGGAUCGUCAUCCUACGCUUCUCUUCAUAGACCUACUCAAUAAGUACGCUGAGAUCUUGCCUCCCACCAUCCUAAAGAAAAAACGCGAGUCUGAGCGCAAGGUACCAGUGCGGCGGCGUACUCGACCCGUCGACAUGCGCUUGAGCCGUAGUCGGAUCUCUGCUGGUGCCGACCUGAAGGAGCUCCAUGCUCAGCAACUCGCACAGCGCACGGGGUUGAAGAACGCCGGGUCGCCUCCUGCAGUGCCUGCAGCUAACAUCCCUAUCCUCCCUCAGGUUGCCGAAAGCCCGCUGCCGCAGAAGACCGAGCAUGAUGCGCCUGCCGUUAUGUUAAGCGCGGGACCGGACUCCUUUGACGAGCUCCCGCCAGCGCCUCCUGCGCAUGAUGCGAAGGAGGAACGCGUCGAUUUCGCAAGUAUACCCCCGCCGCCCCCUCUGCAAGCCCCCAUUCCAAAGACACCUGUCAUCCCUCCUCACCCGAUGUUCAGGGAGCCACCUCCGGAGACCGAUGAUGCGCCUCCACGACCGACUUUCAAGGAGCCCGCACCGGAACCAGCGUCCCCCGAGCCGCCGAUGCCUUCGUUCGUGGAGCCACCGCGAGAGUUCGUUACGCCCCCCGUACCGCAGCCGUCCUUCGUAGACCCGCCAGUGGAGCCUGAACAAAGCACGAGGACGCCCACAGCGAUCCCUGCAGUGUUGCGCUCAGGCGGCAGCGGCAGCACGAGCCGCCCGGUGUCCCCGCGGACGUCCUCUCUAGGCUCACGCAGCCCAUCGCCGACGAAGCCGUCCACGUCGCCUACGUUGUCGCAGGACCGCCCCGUGCGUGGAGGACGCCUGACGCGCGGACCGCGUGCUCCGGGCGGCGGGGGUGCGGUGAGCAGCAUGGUGAGCAAUCUCAACAGGCAAUCGAUCGGUGCGCGACCGGCGUCGCCCGCAAACGGAGGUUCUGGCAGCAGCCUGUCGCGCCCGGGGUCGCGCACAUACACCGGGCACGGGAAGCGGAGCAGUAUCAGUCGGGUCGCGGAGUUCUCCCGCCGGACGAUGGCGAGUGACGCGGAGGACGAGGUUGUGGAUAAAUAG